Molecule: messenger RNA, 671 nt
Organism: Podospora pseudocomata
Lineage: Eukaryota; Fungi; Ascomycota; Sordariomycetes; Sordariales; Podosporaceae
Exons: 3
Coding region: 1-465 (154 amino acids)
Cellular component (GO): membrane
Source: RefSeq, a predicted model, not a curated record
AUGUCCUUCCUCGGCCUCGACCUCGCCUCAACAAACUACUCUUACUACUCCAUCCCCGCCGCCCUUCUCAUCACCAUGGCUCCCAAUGUGUACGCUAUGGUGUUGGCGGGGAAGAAUUAUGAUUUGAACCAACCCCGCCGCACAGAAGAGAUUUGUGCCAAAGAUACCUCCAUGCCCAAGCCCACCCUUCAAAAAAUCUCCCGCGCCAAAGCCGCAACAGCAAACGGCUUCGAAACCCUCUCUCUCUACGCCGCCUCCGUCGUAGCAGCCAACGCCUCGGGCGUCGUCCCCGUCUCCAAGCUCAACACCCUCACCCUCGGCUAUGUCGUCUCCCGCGCCGCCUACAACUUUGUCUACGUCGUUGCCCAGGACAACAAGAAGCUAGCCGGCAUCCGGCCCCUUGUCUGGGCUGCUGGCGUGAUCAUCAUUAUGAAUCUGUUUGUGAGUGCUGGUGGAAAGGUCUAAGUAUUUUCACUCUGUAAAAGUGAGAGAGUCAUUCCGAAGGGAGAAAAUGCAAAGGGGGGGUUUGAUAAAGCGAAAGGGGGGUUGUGUAUAUGUAUUUCUUUGUGCGGCAAGCACACCUUGUAUAUAUACAAGCUCAUCUCAUUUUCCCCCAACCAUCCCCAUCUCCUCCUUCGAAGUUCGUUUAAGCUAUAUAUCAUUGUCAGCAA